AUGUUUACUAACCUUUUUUUUUCUUCAGACAACAUCAAUAAGGCCAAAUUGGAUGAACCAACAGCUUUAUCUUAUGCUACUAUUCUUAAGACCAAUAUCUUGGGUAAAGAUAAACAGGAGAAAGUCAAUUCUAUUGUUGUGUUGGCCAAACUUUUAGAUUGUAUUAUUGGCAGCGAUGCGAUAUCAGACGAUUUUAUCCAUAUCUUGGAUCAUACGUUAUUCCAGACUUUGUUUAGUAUUGUGAGUGCCAAUAUGUCUUCUGAGACAUACAAGGCUAUUUUGAAGAUCCUGGUUAUUGAUAUUUCUGGUACUAUUUUCCGCAACAAGGAGGACUGUAUUGAGAGAUACUUGCCGCUUUUUGAAAGUUUGAUUGAAUAUCUUGAUGUUAUUGAUAUUAUCACGGCUAAGUUGUUUCUCCAAGAUAACAAGAUUACAUUCAACUCUAUCAAGUUGGUUACUGAUUUGAUCAAUAAGAGUUUGAAGUUUGAUUACAGUGGGAUUAUUACCUUGGCUGGUAGAUUGAAACAUGUGACAUUUUUCAGUACUGUUGGAAACUUGUUGGAAACAGAUGAUAAAACCAUUUUAGAGGCUAUUGAAAACUUGAAAGUGGCAUAUUUUAAAUUGAACCAGUAUUUGGAAAGCACCACGUUUGACUUGUCGAUUAAGUCGCAUCAAACCAUGUUGAAUAAUUUGUUUAUUUAUUUGGAAACAUCGUUGAAUGAGUAUGGUACACCUGCCACCACUGAAGAAUAUGUUCGUGCUGGUUUCACAGAUAACCCGCGUCAGUAUGUUAUUGAAAACUUUACCAUCUUGUUGGCAAUGGACUUGAAGAUUUUCUUGAAAGAUCCUAAUUUCACAUUCAAAAAGAGAUUCCACGAGGAGUUGAUGAUGAGUGAUCAUACUAGAACUUUCCCGUUGUGCCAAUUUAUAUCAAAGUGUAAUGAUUUGUGGAUUGAUAUUUUCAACAAACAAGAAGAGUUCCCAAUGAUUUAUUCUUCUGUGUUGAGUUGGGAUUUGAUGGUUUAUUAUACUAUGAAUAACGGGUUGAUUUUGUGGCAAGAGACCAGGGCUCAGUUGGAAAACAAAGUUGACAUUGCCAAGAUUUUCCAAUUGUUGUAUUGUAACAUUGAAGAGAUUGAAAAGAGUGGUAAAAGAAUUGAUGAAGCGAUUGUUUCUGAAGGUGGUGCUAUUGGUGAUGUCAGACAUUUCCAAAUCACAAAGAUUGAAGAGUCGUUAAAGGAGAAAUGGGCUGGAAGAUUGUUUGAAUUUAACAAAGAGUUGGAUAAAGAAGUGCGUGAGUUUGUUAGAGAACAGCGUAUUUUGAAGUUGAUGGAAGGGUGUUUGGUGACACUCAGCAGCACUGGUGCUGGUAAUCAAUUUGUGAUCCGAUUAACGCCUAACCGUCAGUUUAUUGAAUGUGAAGAACACAAGAUUAAGGUACCAGUUGCUGAUAUUGAAGAUGUUAAAGUGGUUAAUGUUGGCAGUGCUUCUAGUGGUGAGAAAAAGAGUUUGAUUUCCAUCAACACCAAUCUCUACAAGAUCAAUCUCCUUGGUAAAGAAAAGGUACUUUUCAGUUGUUUUUCUGAUUCUGGGACAACGUUUGAUGGGUUGACCAUGAUGCUUGGUAAAGGUUCUGCUUCUCCAGAGACGUUGCGACAAAUUGAAACAUUGAUUGAGAUCAGAGCCAAGACGCAGUUGUUGGAUUUGAAUGAGAUUGAUGAUAGUGAUGACGAAGAAGAGAUAGACGAUGAAGAAGAGUUGUUGUAUGAUUUAUUAGAUGUUGUUAAAGAAGAUUUCUAUUAUAAAUAG
Molecule: messenger RNA, 1809 nt
Organism: Candida tropicalis MYA-3404
Lineage: Eukaryota; Fungi; Ascomycota; Pichiomycetes; Serinales; Debaryomycetaceae
Gene: LMO1
Product: Lmo1p
Exons: 1
Coding region: 1-1809 (602 amino acids)
Source: RefSeq, a predicted model, not a curated record